Molecule: messenger RNA, 4320 nt
Organism: Mycena indigotica
Lineage: Eukaryota; Fungi; Basidiomycota; Agaricomycetes; Agaricales; Mycenaceae
Exons: 11
Coding region: 1-4320 (1439 amino acids)
Source: RefSeq, a predicted model, not a curated record
AUGGUCCUGGACCAUCAGUUGCCGAAGUUCAGCUCUGUCCUCAACAAUCUUGACCGUCUGAAAUAUGAACGUCGCAAAACCCUUGUCGCCGCCAAUCGAAUGAAAGAUCAACGAUUCGAGGAGUUUCUUGAUGGCCUUCGUGCAAAGUAUCCCGAUUGGACCAUCGAAGUUCAUUGGAACCAACGGAUCCAUAUGAUCAUGUUCCAGUCCGAAUGGCAGCGCAAAAUGAGCAUCAAGGACCAGAUCAAACACGAGGCCCUCAAUGGCAUCGUCUCUGACGCUUGCCAUGAUUAUUGGUCUAAUGGCAAGGACCUUCUAUUCAUAAGCUCGACCUAUGAGCCCAAGUUUAUGAAGUGCUGGGUGCCCAUUCUCAUGACUUACUCCAAUGGUGCAACGGCGGAGCAUUAUCGAAUCCAUUUUCUCAAGUUGAUGCGUGGUAUACUUCGCAGCGCCAUCCAGAGCAAUCGACCAUUCACUGAUUCAAUGGUUGCCAAUGUUGUUGAUCACUGUGAAGCGCAAUCGAAAGGCUUCAAAGAGGCCUUUAUGGACCUUCGCACUCUUCACGCCGCAGACGGUCGCACUCCGGCACAACUCCUCCAAGCUGCCACCAGCCUUCUCAAAGGGUGGGUGGUAGCACCGGACAGAAAAUCGGAAUUCAAGAAGCUGACAUAUAGCUUACUCAAGGCUGACACCAUGGACAGCCUGAACAUUACCGUCGCAGAGCUCAAACGCGACUUUCCGCAUGCCAAAGCUUGGGUGGAAUGGUGGAUGCGGCCUGCCCACGCAGUGAUGUUGUUCGAGUGUGCGCGCAGUAUGCAUCCAGAGCUCUGGAAAUCACUGCCGGAGACCACAAAUGCGGAGGAGGCAAUGCAUCACCGGAUAUAUCGAAUGGUCGGCCGUCAUUUAUCGCUCAACAAAGGAAUUCCAGGCUUAAUUGCCAUCGUAAAAACGUUCGAACGGCAAUACAAGGCCGGUCUAGCGGGCUAUCGUUUGCGUUAUGGUAAGGAGCGAAUUUGGGUCUCGAAAAAGCUCCGCUUUGGCCGGAGCAAAGGUCCUUUGAAGCCACGGGGUCAAAAAGCGCCUAAAAAAUCGGACGCUAAUCCUCCAAACAAAUGCGCCGCUCGAGUCUGCGAAAAGCCGCCACCGCUACCGUCGUCAGCCCCCAAAUCAAUUCCGUCUCGCGAGCUGUAUCAGCGUGGUGCAAUGUGGAGCAGCAACUCCUGCUGGCUCGAUACCUCCCUUCAGCUAUUGUCCACUGCACUGUCAUAUCAUGCAACACAUAUGACCGUUUUAUUUGCCGACCUCCCUCAAGACAGCGUUCUGGGAAGACUACACAAACUGCUCCAAUUCUACGUGUCCGAAAACACGACAGCCAUUGAGUUCGAUGCCAAUGACUGCCGCAAUAUCACUCGGGAGCGAAACAACUUCCGAACAGAGCUCAUCAACCAGAAACUUGCUGUUGGUGUUGGCAAGCGUGACGCACUCUUUGGAUGGCUCAAUGAAGCCCUUAUGCGACUGCACUCAGAGACUCUGAGGGGACGCAAAACGCACAAGAGCGCUGACUACGAAGCACUCUCAUAUUAUUGUGCCUACGCGUCGGUCUUUCGGCAUUGCUUAGGCUCCGAUCUCUGGCCCGAGGAACACUUCGAGAUAACCCAUCCCCGCUGGCGCCACAAUUUUGUUGUCAAUUCUGGGUAUCAUGCUGCACUCAAAGGUGACAUUCAACUGUGGUUUGAGUGUCAAAUCAACACAAACUAUACUGAAAGCGUGGCCUGCUGGCGCCAGCGUGACUCGGAUCGCUUUUGCGACUCGUCUACGGCAUUCCUUCACGACUACAUUCUUUCGCUUCCAAUGGUUUUGAUCAUUGAGUUCAACCACGAAGCAGGCAAGUCUUGGAAGAUACCGCCCGAACUAUUCCCACUUGAGGCGAAAAAAUUCAAGGCACCGAUGGUAGGCGUCCGGUACGAUAUCAUAGGACUUGCCUUCUCCGAUGGCGAUCAUUUUAUUUGCCGGUAUCGCACGCCAAAUGGUCUUAUUUUUGACUACGAUGGGAUGAAGCUAAGUGGGCAUGCUGUCCACCGCCCGAAAGCGAAAACUAUCAGCGGUUGGCUAACCGGCGACACUCAAUCACUCAAGGAGACUCCCGAAGGCUAUUACCUUGUUGGUCUGGUGUAUGUUCUGGUCGGGGCCGAGCAAGCACAGCGUACCUUCGAGAACGAGCGGCGCCGCCAAGCUCCACAUGGCAUUACCUUCAACACUGCUGAAUCACCUCAUCCGCGUUUCCCCUGGGCUGCCAACCAUCCAACGUGGUCCCUUGUUGAUGAGGACUUGCGGGAGCAAUGGACCACCACUGCCCAUCGGCGAGAUACAGCUGAGUAUCAGCAAGGCGUCAGCCGAAGGUCUGGCGGAAGAGAGCACAACCAGAAAGUACUCAAGAUCUCAUUGAACCUUCCGACUCCGAUGAUAUGGCGCCAGACAAGUCUGUUCGAGCAACGAGCAAGCCACUCUCGGGAGCUGUCCGACCUCACUCCAUCGAAUUCAAGUCACGACGAGUCUGUUACAAAAUUACUGCUUGACACCCUCGACACACCGCCCGCUGCAGAAGGCUUGGAUCCAAAUGUUUCGACGGAAACAGGGCCCGAAACACCGUGUCCAUUGAAUUGUUAUGGUUGCGGCACGAUGACAGACGGCGAUAGUGAGCCAGCGGUCCAGUGCGAGGACUGUGGCUUCUGGACUCACGAAGCAUGCCUUUCCCAAUAUCUUGGUUUUGACGCGUACACAGACUGGGGAGAUCCCGAUGUCUCCUUCAAGUGCCGCAAAUGCGCCCCGCGUCCCGAGAAACUUUUUUAUCCGAGAGAAGUCGUUAUGCUUCCUGACCCUCGCAUUCCUGUGCUUGAGUGGAAUUCGGAGACUACCACAUGGUAUCCAGCUCGAGUGAUGCUGGCAAAUGCAUCGCGUCGUAAAUUCUCCUUUCAUUGGCUUCAAUGUAUCCAAUGGCCACUGGACAUGGAUUCGUCACCGCUGCCGGCUUACUAUUCGGAGGCGCAGUGCACCCUGAUGAUGAACGCUCGAGCCAGGUUGGAGCCGCGACAGCUUUGUGUGAUUCGGAUUCCCCAAUUCUACCCUCAGAGCUCAGCCGCGCCUCAUCUUCAAGUUGUUUUCUCCGCUGCUAUCACACCAAUAACCGCUAUUCUGGCAACAUACGAUACAUCUGAGCACCCUGUCAUUCUGUCGUAUCGCGACUGGAACGGCACUGUCGCUCGCUGGCUCAGACAUGCAAACUUGGUUGCCGAUGGAUAUGACAACCUUGACCCACUUCUGGAGGAGCCGCUCAAUGCCCUCGAACAAGCGCUUUCCGAAGACCAACCUGAUUUAGAGGUGGGAGAGGUGUUGGUGCGAGUUCAUAGCAUUGGAAACGCCCUGCUCAGAACACUUGUUGUUCAAUAUGAGCUCAAUGAGCCCUACAAUCUCAACGGCGACACAUUCCUCGAUAUUCAGCAGCCAGCCUACGGCCUACCUCCAGUUUUGUUUGAGCCACCUGACUAUGCCGAGGCGGCUAUGGCCAUGCUUCGCUCGCUCACACCACAUGAACUUUCACACAAAAGCUUGCGUACACACUUCGUGGGUCCCAACGGAUAUCAGCCAAGGAUCUACACCCGUCGACUUCAAUCCGAUAGCUAUCCUGCUCCUCCAAUCCCACUAACCGUCAAUAUCACCCGCGAAGUUCCUGUUUCCGCCGAGCAAAACAUCGAGCAGAGCCCUGAAGUUGCCGCCGAGCGACCAGACUCAGAGUUGCAUGCAAGCAGCUUGAAGCGUGUUCGCACCCCAUCGCCCGUGUCAGAGGACCUUGAAGCACCAGAGGAAUUGUAUGGAUGGGCGGCGUACCUUGCUUUGGGCGGCAGUGUGGUGGAGCACUCAAGACCUGAGGCGGCAGUCGAUGAAAUACUUGAGGCGGCAGUCGACGACACGCGGGCGGCAGCCUGUCACGCUUGGGCGGCUGUACCUGAGGGGCGGCGGCACUGGGGCGGCAGCCAGGCGGCGUGGGCGGCGAUUUAUCCCAUACCGGAACAGCGGACACUACGGAUCCUUGCUCGACGAGAGGCAGCCAAGUUACAGGCACAGUAUGGCCGCUAUGCUCCCUUCAAUGGGCCACCACCACCGCCUGGCAUAAUGUAUCCCGCUCCCUAUCCAACUCCAGGGGGUCCAUCACCACCGCCCGUGGAAGAAGCACCGGUGCCGCUAGCAGCUGUGACUUCUCCGUCCUCUAUUCCUAUCCCAACCUCGCCUAUCUCGGAGCCGAUCAACGCACUCGAGAAGUAA